This is a messenger RNA of Onthophagus taurus, 1242 nucleotides long. RefSeq names its product retinol dehydrogenase 14. The record is from RefSeq and is a predicted model, not a curated record. Lineage: Eukaryota; Metazoa; Arthropoda; Insecta; Coleoptera; Scarabaeidae.
AUCGAGCCGGUUCGUACCACAUCAAAAAGAAAGUUAAGAAAGAAGGUUCUUAAGAAACCACCUCGGUUUGAAUUUUAUUCGACUCUUGCGAUUGUUGGUUUUAAAUAAUUCCUUGUUUUUUCAAUAAAAAUCAAAUAAAAAUUUGUGAAAUUCCUCAAAUAGUAGGAUGAUUGUCCUCGGCUUCGUUGACUUGUCUUGUCCUAUUGUACAAUCGCUUAUAGCGGUCGGAAUCGUUGGAUUUUUUACAUUGAUCGCUUUGUUAAAGUUUUACGCUUACGUUACGUGUGGUAGAUUCGCUAGUAAUCGAAAAAUGAAUGGAAAAACUGUUAUUAUAACCGGAGCAACUGGUGGAAUUGGCAAAGAAACUGCUCGAGAUAUAGCCAAAAGAGGAGCAAAACUGAUUUUAGCUUGUAGAAAUAUUGAAAAUGCAGAAAAAGUUAAAGAUGAAUUAAUUGAAUCAACAGGAAACGAAAACAUUAUCGUCAAAAAGUUAGAUAUCUCUUCAUUAAAAUCCGUUCGUGAGUUUGCUAAAGAUAUAAAUUCAACAGAAAAUCGUUUAGAUGUUUUGAUUCAUAACGCUGGAACUGCUGAAUCGAAAACUAAAGUAACUGAAGAUGGAUUGGAAUUAACCAUGGCUACAAAUCAUUUUGGGCCGUUUUUAUUAACACAUUUAUUAAUAGAUCUUUUAAAACGUUCUGGACCAAGUAGAAUAGUGAUCGUUGCAUCCGAACUUUACCGAUUAGCAAAAGUAACAACAAACAAUUUAAAUCCAAUAAACAGUUAUUUUCCGUUAUUUCUUUAUUACGUUUCGAAAUAUGCCAACAUUUAUUUUACCCGAGAAUUGGCAAGAAGAUUGGAGGGAACGAACGUAACAGCGAAUUGUUUACACCCGGGAAUGAUUGAUUCAGGGAUAUGGAGAAACGUCCCAAUUCCAUUAAAUUGGGGCAUGAUGUUGAUUGUGAAAGGAUUUUUUAAAACUCCAGUUCAAGGAUGUCAAACUUCCGUUUUUCUCGCUGCCUCCGAAGAAGUUGAAGGUGUAAACGGGAAGUAUUUUAUGGAUUGUAAGGAAAGGGGGCUCUCCGCGGCCGCUAUGGAUAUGGGAAAAGCGAAAAAGAUUUGGGAGGAAUCCGAAAAAUUGGUUAAAUUAACUAAUGAAGAUCCAAGAAUUUAAUUUAAUUAUUAUUUAAAAUAUUGUUUAAAAGAAAAAACAAAAUUGUGUUUUGUUUUAAUAAAUUUGUCAUA